Messenger RNA from Anopheles merus, 1240 nucleotides. RefSeq lists its product as uncharacterized. The transcript has 3 exons. The record is from RefSeq and is a predicted model, not a curated record. Lineage: Eukaryota; Metazoa; Arthropoda; Insecta; Diptera; Culicidae. Bases 38 to 1006 code for a protein of 322 amino acids. Gene Ontology annotation, molecular function: acyltransferase activity, transferring groups other than amino-acyl groups.
UGAACAGUCGCUGUCCAGUCCAACGCACGUCACCGGAAUGGAAGCACACCAUCCAACCACAGCACUAACGUCACCUGAUCCCCUGCGCUGUUUGCGCGAGGACGAGAUAAGCUUGUUGCGCGAAUGCUACCGUCGUGGUCUUCCUGGCACAUUGGCGCCGUUUCUCUUCAUCGAUACGCAUCUUCGGUGGUGUGAAAAGAUUCGUCAAAGCUCAACGAAAGCAUGGACCGUUUCGGCUAUAGUAUGGAAACGAUUCUUCACGCUGGCGACAUCCGAUCGGGAGGAGCUGACAGCUAUGGGAACGUUUGUGGCAAUUACCGAAGCAGAAAAGUGUCCGACGGUAGUGUUCUGGACUCAGCGCGAUGAUCUGUCAUCAUUGAAACAUGCGCUCGAGAAGACGGCCUACAUCAACUGGAAGAGCGAUCCCGCAUUCAGCUGUGUUGCGCUGGACCACUAUCCAAUGGUACAGAGUGUGCUGCAGCAAAAUGCACCUCAUUUAAUAUUCCGCAAUUCGACCUUCUUUCGACUGCCCCGAGAGACAGCUAAGGCAAUGAAACACAGCGUUCCAGAUGGUUACGAGAUGCUAGCGUUGGAUGAGUCACACGCUGCUGAAGUGAACGCCACCUGGCCUCAUCGAUUUGCAGGUUCGGAGGAAUACUAUUGCUCACUGUUUCGACUUAACGGUGGACUCGCGUUGACAGAGCGUAUGCAAGCAGUCGAUGGGCAAAAGAAGCAUCUCGCUGGAUGGAUACUGACGAACGAGUACGGUGCGCUGGCCCAUCUCUACAUCCAACCAGCCCAUCGACAGCGCGGUCUAGCGUCGGUGCUGGUUAAGGCCUGGGUGACAAGGUGGAUAGAGGCUCUGGAAGACGAAGACGUUAACGCCGGCGGAUCCGAGGUUAUCGCAUACAUUCUGGAUGCAAACACAGCUUCAAGAACACUGUUUAUAAAGCUAGGGUUCAUCGAAAUGUCCAAAUCCCGAUGGUCUAAUCCUACUACCAACUGACAGGUACGAUUAAAUUUCAUAAUGCUGUACCUCAUAUACAUGGACUUUACAAUCGAUCGCGUGAGCAAUUCCGGCAAUUGCUAAUCACACACACACACAGCUAUUGGGAUCCAAAAAUGUGUCGUUGCACCUUUCAAGGAAAAUGAUGGACAUUCGGAGGAUGAGGGAUAGGACAUUGAAGUGAAUGUGUUUCGAAAAAUAAAACAAAGCCAUCGCCAUAGAACGGACACUACA